UCAUUUCUAACACGGUGGGAGUACAGACUAAGAGUUUGAGAACACCCACAGAGAGAGAGAGAGAGAGAUGGAUUUCACUGAACUGAGAGAAGCAAUAGAGGAGAUGGAGCUAGUGGACGCUCAUGCCCACAACAUCGUCGCUCUCGACUCCACCUUCCCUUUCAUCAGUGGCUUCUCCGAAGCCAACGGCGAUGCGUUGACCUUCGCGCCCCAUUCCCUCUCCUUCAAGAGAAAUCUAAGGCAUAUUGCUGAAUUGUAUGGAUCUCAGUUAUCCUUGAGUGGGGUUGAAGAAUACCGUAAGCUCUCUGGAUUACAGUCCAUUAGCUCAACAUGCUUCGAAGCUGCAAGAAUCUCUACCAUACUCAUUGAUGACGGGAUAGAGUUUGACAAAAAGCAUGACAUAGAGUGGCAUAAAAGUUUUGCUCAGGUCGUUGGUAGAAUAUUGAGAAUUGAACGUCUGGCUGAGAAGAUUCUUGAUGAAGAGUUGCCAGAUGGAUCUACUUGGACAUUGGAUACGUUCACUGAAACUUAUCAGGGAAAGUUGAAGUCAGUUGCUAAUCAGAUAUAUGGCUUGAAAAGCAUAGCUGCAUACCGCAGUGGGUUAGAGAUCAAUACAAAUGUCACUCGAAAAGAUGCUGAGGAAGGUCUUUCUAAAAUUUUAAGUGCUGGAAGGCCUACCCGCAUUACGAAUAAAAGCUUUAUUGACUAUGUCUUUACACGUAGUUUGGAGGUUGCUCUAUGCUUUGACUUGCCGAUGCAGAUACACACAGGCUUUGGAGACAAAGAUUUGGAUAUGCGGCUGUCCAAUCCUCUUCAUCUCCGGACCCUUCUUGAGGACAAGAGAUUUUCAAAAUGUCGUAUAGUACUUUUACAUGCAUCCUACCCAUUUUCAAAGGAAGCAUCAUAUCUGGCCUCUGUUUAUCCCCAGGUGUACCUCGACUUUGGGUUGGCAGUUCCCAAGCUUAGUGUCCAUGGAAUGAUAUCUUCAGUCAAAGAACUUUUGGAGCUAGCUCCAAUAAAGAAGGUGAUGUUCAGCACUGAUGGCUAUGCGUUUCCUGAAACUUUCUACUUAGGUGCAAAGAAAGCACGUGAAGUUGUCUUUUCUGUUCUACGUGAUGCAUGUAUCGAUGGUGAUCUCUCAAUUUCUGAAGCUGUUGAGGCUGCUAAAGACAUCUUUGCAAAUAAUGCAAUUCAGUUUUACAAGAUCAAUUUAUCUCUCGGUUCAAAGAAUACAUCAACUCCUUACACUGUGAAGAUGAAAACAAGUGCAUUGGAUAAUGAUGUCUCCCUUGUUCGCAUUAUAUGGGUUGAUGGUUCUGGACAGCACAGAUGUCGUGUUGUUCCUAGGAAGCGAUUUGACAAUGUUGUUAGGAAGAAUGGUGUUGGUUUGACAUUUGCAUGCAUGGGAAUGACUUCUAGUGCUGAUGGUCCAGCCGAUGAGACCAAUCUGACAGGCGUUGGUGAGAUCAGACUUAUUCCUGAUUUAUCAACCAAGUGCAGGAUACCAUGGAAAGAACAGGAGGAAAUGGUUUUGGCUGACAUGAAUCUCAAACCUGGUGAAUCAUGGGAAUAUUGCCCUAGAGAGGCCUUGCGAAGAGUUUCAAAAAUUCUGAAAGACGAAUUUAACUUGGAGAUGAAUGCAGGAUUUGAGAAUGAAUUCUUUCUCUUGAAGAGUGUACUGAGGGUAGGGAAAGAAGAAUGGGUGCCAAUAGACUCAACAAAUUACUGCUCUACAUCAGCAUUUGAUGCUGUUUCCCCCUUAUUUCAUGAAGUUGUUGCUGCUCUCGAAUCCUUGAAUAUUCCAGUCGAACAGUUACAUGCAGAAGCUGGGAAAGGUCAAUUUGAGAUGGCUCUGGGGCACACCGCUUGUACUUAUGCUGCUGACAACUUGAUUUUCACCCGUGAGGUUAUUAGGGCUGUUGCAAGGAAACGCGGAUUACUGGCAACUUUCAUGCCGAAGUAUGAUUUAGAUGACAUUGGUUCAGGAUCCCAUGUGCAUCUCAGUUUGUAUCAGAAGGGAAAAAAUGUUUUCAUUGCAACUGGUGGAACCUCUCGGUAUGGCAUGUCCACUGUUGGGCAGGAGUUCAUGGCAGGGGUUUUACAUCAUCUUCCUGCAAUUUUGGCAUUUACGGCGCCUCUUCCAAAUAGUUAUGAUCGACUAGUACCGAAUACAUGGAGUGGAGCAUACCAUUGCUGGGGAAAAGAAAACAGAGAAGCUCCAUUGAGAACUGCUUGCCCUCCUGGAAUUCCAGAUGGUUUGGUCAGCAACUUUGAAAUUAAAUCAUUUGAUGGGUGUGCAAAUCCACAUUUAGGAUUGGCUGCUAUACUUGCUGCUGGCAUUGAUGGCCUUCGGAGGCAUCUUUCUCUCCCUGAACCUAUUGAUACAAACCCUGAUACCCUCAGUGACAAACUUCAUAGAUUGCCAAAAUCACUUUCUGAAUCUUUAGAAGCUCUCCAGAAAGACAGUGUCUUGAAGGACCUAAUUGGUGAAAAGCUUUUGGUUGCCAUAAAAGGAAUUCGCAAGGCGGAGAUUGAUUAUUACUCAAAGCAUAAGGACGCAUACAAGCAACUUAUCUACAAAUAUUAAGCUGAUUAUUGUCUGAUUCUGGUCAGGUUGUUUAUUAGUUUGAUGAUUCCUUCUUGUUGUGGAAUGUUUAUUCCCACUGCUACUUGCGUUGAUACUUGAAAAGUUUUAUGAGAGGAAAUAAAGAGUUUGUAACAAAGAGCGUUUGUGUGCCCCUUGUCUCUCGCUG
Corylus avellana is the source of this 2753-nucleotide messenger RNA. RefSeq names its product nodulin/glutamine synthase-like protein (gene NODGS). Gene Ontology annotation, molecular function: hydrolase activity; glutamine synthetase activity. The record is from RefSeq and is a predicted model, not a curated record. NCBI's taxonomy places the organism in Eukaryota, Viridiplantae, Streptophyta, Magnoliopsida, Fagales, Betulaceae.